Abrus precatorius (Indian licorice) is the source of this 567-nucleotide messenger RNA. RefSeq lists its product as uncharacterized. The transcript has 3 exons. Bases 1 to 567 code for a protein of 188 amino acids. Lineage: Eukaryota; Viridiplantae; Streptophyta; Magnoliopsida; Fabales; Fabaceae. The record is from RefSeq and is a predicted model, not a curated record.
AUGUGGAGAUAUCCAGAAGAGCAAGAUCUCAAAGAAUUUGUAUUUUCUUUUGCACUGUUUUUAGUACUCCAUAAAAGCUUAUUGACUGGGAGAGGAAAUUUGAAGAGAGAGAUGGAAGAAGAAGAAGGAAGCAGAGAAAGAGUAACGUGCGCGGUUUUAAGCAUAGAUCACAGCAAUAUGCAUUACAGAGUGUGCGGUGUAUGUGAAAGGACUCUUUCAACGGCAACACUUCUCUGCGCAUUCUGCAAUUCCUCCCACUCCAAACGACUCUUCCGAAUCCUCAUGUCAGUUGCAACAGACACUGACGUUCUCACUCUCGUCUGCUUCGAUAGGGUUGCCACUACCCUAUUUGGCUGCUCCGCCGAUCACUUUUUCCAUUUUGCGAAACUACACCCAUUUUCUGAGGUGACUGUAAGUGAAAUACUGAAGGGAGAGAUGUUCACAAUGACUCUAUCCAAACCAAUGAAUGGCAAUGCACAGAAUCUAAGACUGACAUCAGCUAUUCCUUUGAGCUCUCAAUUUCGCCCUGUAUUUGAGGUUUUGAAACAAUGCUAUGGAUCACCAUAA